UAAGAUGGCUGGGGGUGGGGGGGGGGGAGGGGAGAAUUUCGGGAGAGAAUUUUGGACAAUAGGGGAAUGGUGUGAUAGCGGAUCCCAAUGGUGAUGCGGAGAGAGUGAGGAAAGAACGAGAAAGAAAUCAGAGUAAAUACAACCGAGGGCUUGACAGGCAAUAGGCUGGAUUAUCUCUGAGUGCCGCAGUCUGCUGUCCCAUUGGUGGUCUAAACCAUCUUACCUCCCAACAGUCAAGGAAUGGUUGGCGUAUUGGGAUUUUCAAAAGAAGUUUUUUCAUGGGGAGAGACCGGGGGGGGGGAUAUUGCAAGAGAUCAGAGAGAAAUGCUGGGGAAGGAGUAGGGAAGAAGAAGAGAUAUGUAGAAAGACUGGGAAGGUAUAACCAAAUCUUUUAGCUUAAUAUGUUUUAUACACUUGUAGGAGCGAAGCGAGAGCAAGAUGAGCGCAGAGGCAGCGGAUCGUGAAGCAGUGACGUCCAGCCGACCUUGCACCCCCCCUCAGACUAUCUGGUUUGAGUUCCUCUUGGAUGAAGGAUUGCUGGAAAAGCAUUUGCAGAAGUCAUUCCCAGAUCCCUCACCAAUCCAGCUGAUCAACCAGUUUCUGGAGCAGGCCUCCAAGCCAUGUGUGAACGAGCAGAACCAGGUACAGCCCCCCACCGACAACAGGAGAAAUCGGACCCUGAAACUGCUGGCACUCAAGGUAGCUGCUCACUUAAAGUGGGACUUGGAGCUGCUGGAAAAGAGUUUGAGUGUGCCGGUCCUGAAUAUGCUUCUAAAUGAGCUGCUGUGCGUCAGUAAGGUUCCCCCGGGGGUGAAGCACGUUGAGCUGGACUUGGCCAGCCUGCCUCCUACAACAGCUAUGGCAGUGCUGGUGUACAAUCGAUGGGCGGUUAGGACCACCGUGCAGAGCAGCUUUCCAGUCAAACAACCCAAACCUGGUCCUCCACAAUUGAACAUAAUGAGUCAGAUGCAGCAGGAGAAAGAACUGACCGAGACCAUUUUGAAAGUGUUAAAAGAGCAGGCUGGAGAUUCUAUUCUGGUACUGGAGAGAGCCCUUGAGCUAACUGCAGAUCUGCGUGUCCAUACCAUGAGGACCUUGGACCAGUUAGUAGCAGAGCCCGGCAUGGCAAAUGGAGAGAUGGAAACUUCAACAGCAGGAUUGAAAAUUAGUACCGAUGAAAUGCAUUGUCAGGUUUGUUAUGAUCUGGGAACUGUGUUCUUCAAUCAAGGUUCCACAACUCCAGCAGCCUACGAGAGCGCUAAGGAACAUUUCUUCAAAACCAACGAGCUGCUCUCAAAGAUUGGUCCUGAACCUGUUCACUGUCGUAUUGACCAGAGUAGGCUUGGUGGCUACUGCCAGGCUUGUGCAGUGCUGGCAAUCCCGUCUAAUGUGACUGAAUCCCAGCUAACUACAUAUGGACAUGUUCACCACUGCAUUAAAUCCAGAAAUUAUCAGAGAUUGAUUGAGAUUUUUCUCGAUGACAAUGUAACCCUCAGCUUGCUGGCCUACUUCAGACAGUCUGUCCUGAGAGAGCUUUAUCAGAUGGCACAAAGUGGCGAUAGCGCCUUGGAGGAAGUUUGUUUUAAAGUUUGUAUAUGCAACACUGUUCGGGAUGUUCUGGAGGGUCAGGUGAUUGGGGUACGAUUUCACCAGCUGAUGCUGAAACCCACAAAAGAACGAAUUGAUUUUCUUUUGGAGGCAUGUGUGCGAUCUUUGAAUUUGGAUCAAGCUUCAGAAAACUCCAAAAGACAUUUGGCUGCGUUCUUAAAGACCUUGUGCCAGAGUUUGGAUGAUACGCAAUUUGUUUUCAUGAUUUCUUCACACGAGCUGUGCAUGCGACUCCUGAAAGAUGAAGAGAGGAAAGUACUGCUUGAUCAGAUGAGGAAGAGGUCACCUCGGGUUAAUCUCUGUACCAAACCUCUGACUGUUUUCUAUGAUAUACCUGCAUCAGCUAGUGUCAACAUUGGUCAGCUGGAACACCAGCUGAUACUGACCAUCGACUCCUGGAGGGUUCGGCAGAUCCUUAUCGAGCUGCACGGGAUGACCUCUGAUAGACAGUUCUGGACCAUCUCCAGCAAGUGGGAAGUGCCAACCGUCUAUGGUGGAAUUAUUCUUAGCAUUAAGGAUAAUCUAACCAGGGAUUUAGUUUAUGUCUUGAUGGCUAAAGGACUACAUUGCAUUGCCAUUAAGGAUUUUACUCACGCCCGGCAGCUCCAUUCCACCUGCCUUGAGCUGGUGACAGAGUUUUCCCCAAAGCUACGACAGGUGAUGCUCAAUGAGAUGUUGCUCUUGGACAUCAGUGCCCAUGAGGAGGCGACAGGGGGCACAGGAGACCAUCCACCAGCCGACCUCGCAAGUCGAGUUCGGGGAUAUCUCGAGAUGAGGCUGCCAGACAUUCCUCUUCGGCAGAUCAUUACUGAAGAGUGUGUUGCCUUCUUGUUGAACUGGAAGGAGAAUGAGUACCUGACUCUUCAAAUUCCUCCAGGGCUUGUCCAGAACAACCCAUAUGUGAAGCUCGGGCAGCUUUUGGCUGCAACAUGUAAGGAGCUGCCUGGCCCGAAAGAAAGUCGGAGGACUGCCAAAGAUCUGUGGGAUGUAGUGGUCCAGAUCUUCUGUUUGUCCAACCAGCACAAGCGAGGCAACGAUGGGAAAGUCUGUUUAAUGAAACACCGGGAAUCCACAAUGGGCAUCUUGUACAGGAGUGAGCUGGUAACUUUCAUCAAGAGGUUGAGGGAUCCUUUGGUUCUAACAGCAUUAAUCUCCCUCUUUGUGAAGUUACAUAACAUUGUUCGGGAUGACAUAGUGAAUGAUGUGACUGCUGAACAUACAUCAAUUUGGCCAACAUCUGUACCAAAUUUGCAGGCUGUGGAUGUUGAGGCUGUUGCUGUCACAAUGAAGGAACUAGUCAACUACUCACUGAGCAUCAAUUCCAACAACCACUUCUGGUUAUUAACUCAAGCAGAUAUUUACUUUGCAACCAAUCAGUUCUCAGCAGCGAUGUACUUCUAUCUUCAAACUGGAGCUAUUUGUUCGGACUUUUUCAAUAAGGCAGUGCCUCCCGAAGUGUACACAGACAUGGUGCUGAAGAGAAUGAUAAGAUGCUGUUCACUGUUGAAUUGCCACACCCAAGUGGCAAUUCUGUGCCAGUUCCUCAGAGAGGUUGACUACAUGACUGCCUUUAAAGCUUUACAGGAGCAAAACAGUCACGAUGCAAUGGACUCCUACUAUGACUACAUCUGGGACAUCACUAUUUUGGAAUAUUUAACCCAUAUCCAUCACAAAAGGGGAGAAACUGACAAGAGGCAGAUCGCAAUCAAAGCAAUUGGACAGUCUGAGCUGAACUCCAGUAAUCCUGAAGAGGUUUUACAGCUAGCCGCUCAGAAAAGGAAAAAGAAAUUCCUGCAAGCCAUGGCCAAACUUUACUUUUAACACAUCACCACCAUGCGAGCCUGAACAUUCAGUUGUACUGUUCAAGAAACUUGCUAAAUUUGAUUUAUGUAUAUAUGAACAAUUACAGUAUGAGUGGACCAGCUGUUUAUAAUUUCUUAAUAGGAUUUGUAGCAAAUUCUGUUGGACUGACUGCAGCGUGUAUUUUGUUUCUUGAAACAAUAUUUUUGUGAUUCAUUAGAUAUCUGUAGUGUUUGCCUAUGGUGUGCAUCUGCAAAAUAGUACAUCUUCAAAUUUAAAGGGAAAAAAAUCACAGCACAGAAUUCCAUCAAACAUAUUUGGGGAUGUGUGAAGACAUCCAACUCUGAUAGGUUAUUAACAUUUUGAAUGUUCAUACUUUAAAGAGAAUGUUGCAAAAUAUUUUGUUGUAUUUUUAUUGUUGGAUAAUAAAUCAACUAACAGUA
Molecule: messenger RNA, 3851 nt
Organism: Callorhinchus milii (elephant shark)
Lineage: Eukaryota; Metazoa; Chordata; Chondrichthyes; Chimaeriformes; Callorhinchidae
Gene: ints8
Product: integrator complex subunit 8
Exons: 27
Coding region: 439-3429 (996 amino acids)
Biological process (GO): snRNA 3'-end processing
Cellular component (GO): integrator complex
Source: RefSeq, a predicted model, not a curated record